AUGGAAGCUAUGAUUGUGAAUCUUUGCAAAGAGUCUGAAGCCAUGAAAAAAUUCCGGGAAGAAGUGACGGGGAGUAUAAACAGCCGAGGAGAGGUUAUUAAGAACCUCGAAUCUCAAGUAGGACAUCUUUCACAGCAGAUUCCGAAGUCCACUAAUAGUUUCCCAAGUGACACAGAGAAAAACCCAAGAGGGGAAAUGAAGAAGAUGAGAUGGGAAGAGUGUAAGGCAAUUACUCUUGCAAAUAAAGAAAUCCUGGUAGAAAAUACCAGUAAAUCAACAGAGCACAACCAAGGGAGUUCCCAGAAUAACUUGGAGAGAAAGGAACAGGAAACUGGAUAUGUACAAAGAAAAGAAUCAACAGGGAAGGAAAUUCAGAAAUUUGUGCCAAGGGCACCAUUUUCGCAAAGACUCCUGGGAGGUGAGAAGGAAAGGUCGUAUUCAAGAUUCCUAGAUAUGUUUGCAUCUCUCAGUGUUAACAUCCCUUUUAUCAAAGCUCUCCAACAGAUGCCUACAUACAUCAAGUACAUGAAGGAGCUGCUGACCAAGAAAGGAACCUUAAAAGGAGAACAGACUGUGACAAUGAAAAAGGAAUGUAGUGCCCUCAUCAAGAAAGAUGUGCUCCUAAAGAAAAAAGAUCCAGGGAGCUUUCAUAUUCCCUGUGUCAUAGGAGAAACAAGAAUCGACAGAGGAUUUUGUGACCUAGGAGCUAGCAUAAAUAUGAUGCCUCUAUCUCUUAUGAAGAAGCUGCAAAUCAAUGAGCUGAGAUCCACUGAUGUAAUCAUACAAUUGGCUGAUAAAACUCAGAAGCAGGCUGAAAGAGUAGUCGAAAAUGUGCUGGUGAAAGUGGGAAACUACUUCCUCCCCACAGACUUUGUUGUUCUGGACAUGGAGGAAAGUUGCCUCCAUCCCAUUAUUCUGGGGAGACCAUUUCUAGCCACUGGUCGAGCACUCAUUGAUGUAGAACAAGGAGAGUUGAUACUAAGAAUACAUGAUGAGCAACUCACUUUCCAGGUCUUCAAGCCCAUGCAUGAAUCUGAGCAAGAGAGCAAGAAAUUAAAGGAAGAAUACAUGGAGAGCUUUCUAAAGGAGAAUAGCAAUGAACCAUCAGACAAGCAUCUGAAGUUUCCCUUGAUAGAUAAACAAGAAACUCAAGAGAUGAAGCAACCAAUGGAGUUCAAGGAAGAGCUGAAGCCAGGAGAAUCAGGAAGAGCAGCUAAUAAGGAUCUCCCUAACACAAGAGUCAAUGGAGCACUAAUGGACGAAGAGAAAAGAGUUGUGAAGAAAUUGCCAAGAGGAUGGAGAAACAAGAAGGUGCCUACAGAAGGUUUCUCCCCUGAAGACAAGGUGAUAUCAAUCCACCAGCCACCAAUGCCACCCCAUCUUCCAACCAUUCCAUCUCAGUUACCUCAAGUAUUCACAAUCAAAAAAGUCCUUUCCCUAGAGCAUUUGGAGAUUAUUAAGGAAUCAAAUGGGGACAGUUUCAUAGUGAGAGGAGAGGACCUCAAGCAUUACAAGCCACCGUAG
Messenger RNA from Arachis stenosperma, 1524 nucleotides. RefSeq lists its product as uncharacterized. Bases 1 to 1524 code for a protein of 507 amino acids. NCBI's taxonomy places the organism in Eukaryota, Viridiplantae, Streptophyta, Magnoliopsida, Fabales, Fabaceae. The transcript has a single exon. The record is from RefSeq and is a predicted model, not a curated record.